Molecule: messenger RNA, 610 nt
Organism: Lactuca virosa
Lineage: Eukaryota; Viridiplantae; Streptophyta; Magnoliopsida; Asterales; Asteraceae
Source: the annotation of a GenBank genome assembly
AUGCAAUACAACACCCACGACGAAUGGAUGUUUCGAUCAUCACGUUUGCAUGAUUUAAAUCUUGGUCUUCAACUUAAGAGCAUAUGUGGCGGAAGUAGAAUUACUUUUUCUUUAUGUAAUUCUGACUUAGGGUUUAUCAGAGUGCUGCAGACUUUUGAAAAGCUCAGAUUUUUAGUCCAAAAUGGAACACGAUUCACUCUUAACCAAGAUCCAAGAGUUACACUCUGUGGAUACAGUAUUCCUCAUCCUUCAGAAGCUAAAGUAAACAUAAGAGUCCAGACAACAGGUGAUCCAGCAAAGGAAGUAUUGAAAGAUUCAUGCCAAGAUCUCAUGAUGAUAUGUCAGCAUGUUAGGAGCACUUUUGAGCAAGCAGUUGCUGAUUUUAAGAACAAUGAAGGCUCUGAAAGCCAGUAAACGAAGAGCUUAUUACUGCCCUCUGUUUGAUUUAACAUUGAUCAUAGUCUUAAGGGGUUGUUAAUUUUUGAUUUAAUGAUCUUAAUGGGUUAAGAACUUAGUUCCGAAGACACUUUCACGUUUCUUAUUAAAAGUUUUAAAAUUUUGAUGAUCACAAAAAUCACUCUUAUCAUUGCAUUUGAGAAAACUUGGAGCA